AUGGAGGGAAAAUCCAACGGAAGGGCAUAUAGUAGUGAAAUCAGCCUCCAAGACAAAACUGAAAAAAAAGGAUGUUGGGCUCGUUAUUUUCCCUUUGGAUUUUGGUCAGAAUGGAGGCAUCUUGCCAUAUUAGCGUUCCCCAUAAUUCUGACAAAUAUGUGUAAUUACAUAAUGGUGCCCGUGAGUAUCUAUUUCCUCGGCAAAAUGGGGCCGACGGAGUUGGCAGCCGGUGGUCUUGCAAUCUGCAUCUUCCAUGUUGCUGGACUUUCAAUCAUGGCCGGUCUCCUCACUGCCAGUGAUACUCUGUUCCCCCAAAGAUUGAGCCUCCAAGUGUUCUUUAGUGAACGUGUUGCGUUAAAUGAGCGUGAUUUCCAUCCUCUUUCCUUCCCCCUUGAAUUUGCAGCUGCUGUCAUUCUUUCCUUAUGUUGCCUUCCAUGCUGGGCUAUCUAUAUUAUCAUCGAACCUAUCCUCCUAGCGACCAAACAGCCGCCUUUAGUUGCCAAGUAUGAACCUUACAUUUUUUUUUCCUAUUAUUAUAUAGAUGUUACUGCCUUUGCAUCGUGUAAGUCUAAAUAUGCCUUUUAG
Rodentolepis nana is the source of this 585-nucleotide messenger RNA. The record is from the annotation of a GenBank genome assembly. Lineage: Eukaryota; Metazoa; Platyhelminthes; Cestoda; Cyclophyllidea; Hymenolepididae.